AUGCCGCGCUACUCCAGCUCGCCUCAGUCCAGCCAUCCAGAAUCGCCAACGUCUCCCGCUGCGCCAACCUCGCCCUUCUCGCCCAUCGCUCGCACCGACAACCGCCCCUUUCACCUCAGCGCCGCCCCUCACCCUCGAUGGUUCACCUCGCACCUGCACCAACUCGAGCGCGACGUCUCCCACUCACGCUCCCGACUCGCCGAGGUCGAAGCGGAGGAGACCUAUCACUUUCCCGACGCGAGUGAGGCAACACACUCGAAACCUCUCAUCCCGAACCAGAUCAAGGGUUUUGACAUGCCCGGCGCUGAUACGGCCGAGGUCAAGGUUUGUGGAGAUCUGGCGGCGCUUGGAGCGGGCGCGGGUGUGGCGGUUUGGAGCGCGAGUUGCGAUUUGGCGAGUUCCAUCGUGAGGGGGACAGUCUUGGGAGAUAUGGCGAACACAAUGUGCUGGUCGCAGAGCGGAAGGUAUCUCUGGGUCGGCACCUGGUUUGGGCACCUGCGCGAGUUCGACACCGCCGCUUUUGCCGCUCACCCGACGUUGCUCGCAACCUUUCCGCUCGAAGCGCACCGCGCCGACGCCCAUCCUUCCGGCUCGCCUAUCAUCCUCGUCUCGCGCAUCUUCGGCGAUCAGAUGCUCACGCUCGACUCGACGGGUCGAAUCGUCGUCUGGCUGCCGGACGAGAAGCACGGCAAGCUCGCCUCGCUCCACUCGCACUCGAAGGUGCUCGAGAUCCCGCCCGAACCGCUGCGAGUGAAGGUCGUCAACGACCUCGUAUGGGCUGAUUGGAAGGUCUCUGCAUCCGAUGCGCUUGGCGGGCUGGAGAGACGAGUGGUGCGGGUCUACGACGUGAGCGGCACGCGGGCAAUGUUGCGAUGUGAGAAGGGCUGGGAUGUGCAGGCGCUUGGCGGGAUCUUCACGUUCUGCAGUGUGCCGUCGCACCCGCAGUUCGUCUUUGCAGGUCAUGCAUCCGGGCACAUUUCGAUGUGGAAGUUCGACGGUACCAGUAUGCUCGGGGUGAAGCGGGUCUCAAAGGAGGCUGUCACGUCUCUCUGCGGUCCAUCUCGUUUUCUAUGGGUCGGCUACGCAAACGGAACCAUCGACGUUAUCGACCUCGGUUCGUCCGACCGCUGGAAAGUCGUCAAGCGCUGGCGAGCGCAUCGGGGACCGGUGCUUACCCUCAGCGUUGACGCUUCGUCGCUUUGGACGGCCUCGAGUUUGCGCGUAUACAGCGGAGGAGCAGACUACAAGGUUCGCUUCUGGGAUGGCUUACUGCGUGACGACUGGAUCUCCCGACGGAUGCAGGAGACGGUCGAGAUGUACUGCGACUUCUCGCCGCUGCGCAUGGCCAUCCUCACCUGGAACUGCGACGGGCAGGACCCCGCUCUUCUGCAGCGAACGGAGGCGAGCCGCAAUCUGUUCGCUUCUUUCCUCCAGCGGCUCGACAGGCCAGAUCUCGUUGUCUUCAACUUUCAGGAGCUGGUCGACCUGUCGGACUUGACCCUCGCCGCCCGCACUGUCCUAUUUGCGACUGCGACGCACGACGUUACGGGUCGCUACAGGCAUUGGCGGACGUUGCUGUCGGACGCGGUCGAGCGCUUCCUCGGUCCCGACUACGCCCUCGUACACGAAGACAAGCUUGUCGGACUAUUCACCGUCGUCUUCGCACGACGUACCAUCGCUUCGCAGAUGAAGGACCUCGCUUCCUGCCACAUCAAAAGCGGGUUCGACGAGACGUACGGCAACAAGGGCUCAAUUCUGCUUCGCUUCGUCCUGCAGGACUCUUCCUUCUGCCUCAUCAACGCGCAUCUCGCGGCCGGCAAGACCCACCCUGCCGAACGUCAGCGGGACCUCAUCCAGAUACUUGACUCGGCGAGCCGCUUUCCGCGACCAGAACAGGCGACGCACGGUGCGUAUGUUGGCGGCGGAGACGGGACCGAAGUGCUGGAUUGCGAGACUGUCUUCUUCGCUGGCGACCUGAACUUCCGCAUCCAGCUACCUCGCGAGGAGGUCCUCCGAACACUCGCGCAGCCAGAUCCCUACUCCCGUCUUCUUCCGCACGACGAGCUCACGAUGCUCAAGCACGACGACCCCGCCUUCCGCCUGCGCGCUUUCGACGAGGCGCCUAUCGACUUCCCGCCGACUUACAAGUACGAUCACUUCUCCUCGCAAUACGACACCUCGGCGAAGCAGCGGACGCCGAGCUGGUGCGACAGGAUUCUGUGGAGGGCGCAGCGGGAGGGAACCGUCGAGUGUUUGCGAUAUGAGCGAUUCGAGGCGGACAUGAGCGAUCACAGGCCCGUCGCCGCCACUUUCCAGGUCAUGGUUCGCACGAUCGACCCUGUGCGAGCGGACUCGGCGUGCAGACGGACGGUGCACGACUGGGCGAAAGUCGAGGAGGAGUUGCUUCAGACCGCGCGGCAGCAUCACCCGGUCGGGCAGUAG
Molecule: messenger RNA, 2442 nt
Organism: Rhodotorula toruloides NP11
Lineage: Eukaryota; Fungi; Basidiomycota; Microbotryomycetes; Sporidiobolales; Sporidiobolaceae
Product: inositol or phosphatidylinositol phosphatase
Exons: 13
Coding region: 1-2442 (813 amino acids)
Biological process (GO): phosphatidylinositol dephosphorylation
Molecular function (GO): phosphatidylinositol-4,5-bisphosphate 5-phosphatase activity; protein binding
Source: RefSeq, a predicted model, not a curated record